Molecule: messenger RNA, 2460 nt
Organism: Strongyloides ratti
Lineage: Eukaryota; Metazoa; Nematoda; Chromadorea; Rhabditida; Strongyloididae
Product: Protein kinase C-like, phorbol ester/diacylglycerol binding domain and RUN domain and Domain of unknown function DUF4206 domain-containing protein
Exons: 3
Coding region: 1-2460 (819 amino acids)
Source: RefSeq, a predicted model, not a curated record
AUGAGUCUUGAUUCAUCACCAGAAGUUAAAUGUGCUCAAUUAUCUCAUGAUUUAGAGCAUUAUGUUAAUCUUGCAUUAAAAGCAGAAUUUAGAAAUGUUAAUAAUGAAUUAUCGAGUGAUCUUACUACAUCUUUGUGUAAUGUUGUUGAAGCUAUAUUUAUAAAUGGUUUGAAGGAUCCUUUUUAUAUAAAAGGUACCAGACAUAAUAAAUAUCCACAACCGAAUUUUUGGCCACUUGUUUAUAAAUUUACUGAUCCUGUAAUAUUAAAAAAAAUAACAAGUCUUAGUUUAGUUAAAACAGAAAUUGGUAAAGCAAGAGCAUGGGUAAGGAUUCAUUUAAAUUUGAAAGAUCUUGUUAAACAUAUUAGUAAAUUUAUUGGUGAUUCUAAAGCUAUGGGCCAAUUUUAUCACGAGACAGCAUUUUUAAGAGAUGGUAAUUUAAUAAUGAAUGCCUGUCACAUGAUUAUGAAACUUGAGAUGGAAGAAGAUCUUAAAAUUAAUGCAUCAAUUAAUACACCAUUUCUUGAUAUAUGGACUAAUGAUCCAUUAGUAUAUGCUGGAAUAGUACAAGGUAGAAGAGAAAUUGCUACUAUUGAAAGUUUAACAAGAAGUAUGAUGGAAAAAAAAAUUCUUGAAGAAAAAAGAAAAGAAAGUAUAUCUGAAGAGGUUGAUGAAUCUGAAGAAGCUAUUAUUUUAUUAAAUUCAUCAAUGGAAGGUUGUGAUACUCCAACAGAACAAUUAAAUGAUAAUUGUUUUUUAAAUAAAACAAAUGAUGAUGAUAAUAUUAGUGAUGAUGCUCAAAGUUCAAUUUAUUCGCAACAAUCACAAUAUGCGGAUUCAGUUGGUGUUGGUAUAUUAGAUAUUUAUGGUUUAUCACCAAAUACAUCUGGUCAUUUUCUUAGUUCAACACCAAAACAAGAAUAUAUGAAAUUUGUUUUACCAGACUUUUCUCCUGCUUCAACAGAGCACCUCCCAUCAGCUGUACAAUUUCAAAGAAGGAGAGCUAGGAUACAAAGAAAAACUUCUUGUGGUUUACUGAUAAAUAAUAGUAAAUCAGAAAAAGUAAUUGAUAAACUUAAUAUAUCAAAAGAUAGUGGAAAGUCAUUUAAAAGUGAUGAACAAAUAAUAACAAAAAAAAUAAGUAUUAAAGAAAAUGAAAUUGAUAAUACUAUCUAUAGUUCUUCAUGCCCACAAAGAGCAUUAGUUAAUGGGUUUGAUGAUAAACUACAACAAACAACUAUGUUUACAAUUGGAAUGAGUGAAAAUUCUUUACCAGAAGCUGUUUCAGAGAAAGAUGAAAUUAAUUCUAUUGAGACACCACCAUCAUCUGAUGAUAGAAAUGAAUAUACGAAUGAAAAAUUAAAUGACGAAAAUGAAAAGAAAAAAAUAGUGUAUGAUAGUGAAGUUGAUGAUAUAACAAUGAAACGUUAUUGUAAAAGUUCCACAAGUUCAGUUUCAGGUGAAAAAUUUUUUACUGAUAAUGAACAUAGUAUUUCCCAUAGUUUUUCAUCUGGUAAUAGCUUUAGUGGUUUUCGUUGGAGAAAACCAAGUUCUAGACAAUCAAUAUCUCCAUCUUCACUUGAGGUUUGUAAAAAUUCUUUUGAUGCAUGUAAAAGUCCAGAAAAUGAAGAUAAAAGAGAUGAAACACAAGAACCAUCUCAUAAAUGGGAAACUAAAACAAAAUCAGAUGACGAAGAAAGAGAAACUUUUAUUAGAAUGAUUAAACAAAUUCCUCAUGAGGAAGGUAUAGAUAAACAACAUUAUCGUUGUUAUAUGUGUUUUAAAAGUAUUGAAAACAGAGAAAAUAUUUAUACCCCAUGUAAUUUAGAUAAAAAGUAUUAUUGUAAAGCGUGUAUGAAAGAAGGAACUAAAAGAUUAAUACCAAGUAGAGUUAUAUUAAACGGAGACUUUAGAGCAAUGAAAAUUUCACCUAUUCACAAUAAGAUGAUUAAAAAAGUUUAUAGGGAUAAAAUUUUCGAUAUUGAAACUAUGAAUCCAUUAAUCUAUAAAUAUUCAAAAAGGUUUAGAAUAAUAAAAGAAAAAAGAACAAUUUUAAGUUUUGUUGCUCUUUAUUUGAUGUAUUGUCAGGAAAGUGUUAGGCAGCAACUUUGUGAUAUUCUUGCUGAAGAUGAUAAAAAUGUAACCAAUAUUCAUUCAUAUUCAUGGAAAGACUUAGAUGAAACGGGUAGUGGUGAACUUGAAAAAAGGAUAACCGGUUAUAUUGAAUUUGCCAUAAAUCAUGUCUAUCAUUGUCCUUUAUGUAGCCAAAAAGGAUUCUAUUGUGAAAUAUGUUCAACUAAUCAAAUAAUUUAUCCAUUUCAAACUGAUGAGACAUAUAGAUGUAGUGAUUGUUAUUCAGUCUAUCAUAGAGAAUGUUAUGACAAAACAAAGAAAUGUCCUAAGUGUAUACGUAAGAAGAAGCUAGCUGAAUCAAUUGUUAAUAAUCCUAUAUAUAUAUAG